GACAGACAACACAAGAAAAACAACAUCGGUGUCUCCUCAAACUGGAUUGCCAAAAUCGCUGCUUCGGAGCUGCCUAAGAUCGUUCGCUGUUUUUCGUCUCCUUCUAUCAUCUUCCCUUCUCCUUCACUGUCUCUCAUGUCUCUCUGCGUUGCAUUCACUUCUUCAUUCUCAUUCUUCUCCACCAUAUAAUACAUACAUAUUCCCCUUUUCCUGUGAAGAUUUGUUGUACUACUUUGCUCCCUGUUGUUGUAAAUGGCCAAUGCAUCUGGUUUGUUCACUCCUUCAGUUCCCAAGCUCAAACUGAGGGUCCGUCCUCUCACUGGCAUUCAUCGAUUUGAAGGAUUUUCCGCCAAAGUUUUUUGCCUUGGUACUAACGAAGGAGCUGACAAGCAUGCUUCCACUGUUUCUCCUUCCCAAUCUCGUAUGCCCAGGCUUGUCAGUAAAGGAUGUAAGUUAGUUGGAUGUGGUUCUGCUGUGCCAACUCGUCAGAUUUCUAAUGAUGAACUUUCAAAAAUUGUUGAUACUAAUGAUGAAUGGAUAUCUGUUCGCACUGGAAUUCGUAAUAGACGAGUUCUUACAGGCGGAGAUAACUUGACGUCUUUAGCGGCAGAGGCAGCUAAGAAAGCUCUUGAGAUGGCAAAGGUUGAUCCUGAUGACCUUGACCUAAUAUUGAUGUGCACAUCAACACCUGAGGAUCUUUUUGGUAGUGCGCCUCAGAUUCAAAAACAACUUGGCUGCAAAACAAAUCCAUUGUCAUAUGACAUUACUGCUGCAUGUAGCGGAUUCGUGUUGGGUUUAAUAUCAGCUGCUUGUCACAUUAGGGGGGGUGGAUUUAAGAAUGUCCUUGUUAUUGGGGCUGAUGCUCUUUCGCGGUAUGUUGAUUGGACCGACAGAGGAACCUGUAUUCUUUUUGGAGAUGCUGCUGGUGCUGUAGUAGUACAGGCCUGCAACAGUGAGGAAGAUGGUUUAUUUGGUUUUGAUUUGCAUAGUAAUGGUGAUGGUCAAAGGCAUUUAAAUGCCGCUAUAAGAGAAAAAGAGACAAAUAGUGCAGUGGAUUCAAAUGGUUCUGUGCCUGGCUUUCCUCCCAAGCAGUCCUCAUAUUCAUGCAUUCAAAUGAAUGGCAAAGAAGUCUUUCGCUUCGCUGUAAAAUAUGUGCCACAAUCAAUUGAAUAUGCCCUAGAAAAGGCCGGCCUCCCUGCAUCUAGCAUUGAUUGGUUACUUCUCCAUCAGGCAAACCAGAGGAUUAUUGAUGCAGUUGCUACUCGGCUAGAACUACCCUCAGAACGUGUGAUAUCAAAUUUGGCUAAUUAUGGCAACACAAGUGCAGCUUCCAUUCCCCUGGCUUUAGAUGAAGCAGUUAGAAGUGGGAAGGUUAAGCCAGGGCAAACUAUUGCAACUGCCGGCUUUGGCGCGGGUCUUACUUGGGGUUCAGCGAUUGUUCGUUGGGGUUGAGUGCUUGUCUUCAAUGCAGGCUAGCAAAUAGAGAAGAAUUCAGAUGCAAGUGCAGCUAUCCAAAUACCCCACUUUCAUACCACAUUUGUAGAAAUGGGGUCUUGGGAGUUUGAAGAAGGAUAACUAAUAACAUCCAGCACUCCCUCAACUAUUCCUUUUUGUCUUUAAUUCACAUUGUCAUUGAUCUUCUUUUCUCAAGUACCAAUUAUAUUUUUCUGAGGUAUGUAUUUGUCUGUCAUUCAGAUUUAUUUAAAUGAGGCUUACUAUUUAAGUUUAUCAAUGGUACAUGUAAAUAAAAGCGCAGCAUGGAAGUGUCUGCUUGCUUGUACUCUAAACCUUGUCAACACCAACAAACGAACUAAUCUAAAAUAUCUGUUUAAUCA
Messenger RNA from Lotus japonicus, 1835 nucleotides. Its product is annotated as beta-ketoacyl-[acyl-carrier-protein] synthase III A, chloroplastic. The record is from RefSeq and is a predicted model, not a curated record. Gene Ontology annotation, cellular component: chloroplast. Gene Ontology annotation, molecular function: 3-oxoacyl-[acyl-carrier-protein] synthase activity. Gene Ontology annotation, biological process: fatty acid biosynthetic process. Lineage: Eukaryota; Viridiplantae; Streptophyta; Magnoliopsida; Fabales; Fabaceae. The coding region runs from base 253 to 1452 and encodes 399 amino acids. The transcript has 8 exons.